AUGGAGUACUCCACUGACCGUAAGCUACGUUCCAGAAGGAGGGAGGGAGAACCUUCAAGAUCAAGGUUUGCGCCCGAGGAGGACGGCAGUAGACGGCAGGCUGAUGAUGAGCCAUUGAUUCACCCAAAUGUUGUAGACCCUGCAUCCCAAAGAAUCUUCUUGGUGUCAUUCUUUGUGCUUAUCCAGUGCUGGAAAUUGUACGAUGUUGUAAUGUUGAAAACAGGAGUAGAAAGGACGGUUGCUGGUGGCCUUUUACCAUUGAACAGCUUUACCUUUGUGUUGAAGUAUGCAAUAGCAGAGGGCCUUUUUCUCUGGAUACUACCAAUCUUGAAUGUGCAGUAUCUUACGUUUUCCCCAUUCAAGACGCUUUUGCUUACCUUUUUAUUGAAUGGGUAUACAUUUGUGUUAGCAAGCGACACCACGAUACCAAUACUAUCAGGUAUAGUACUACCAAUAUGGAAUUCUAUCAACAAGAAGAAGGAGUUGACUAUAGGAGGUGAUACAGUUACACCCCAAAGUGUGAUUGAUAUGUCUACGCAUUUCAAGGGGAAGUAUACCAUUAAUUAUCUUCCAGAUCUGUCAGCCAAGUUCAAUCCAUUCAAAUUCGAGAACUUAUGUUUGACGGGUAGUCCUUCUUCCAUAUCAUCGUACUCAUCGUCAUCGUCAAGCUCUUCUUCAGAUAUUUUCAACAUGCCAAUUGAAUUUAAUACUACAAAUCAGUUAGGGUCUUUGGAAAUUCAACACACUGAUCCGUUCAAUAAAGUUUCAUAUAUAAAUUUCACAUCAUAUGAACUAAGUAAGCUAGCUAGAAAGGACUACACGCAUUUAUCAUCAUUCGUCUCUAAGGAAGCAAAGUUGGACCACAGAGUAUUCUACAUUGAAGUUCCUUUAGCCGCAUCGGGGUCUUAUAAAAUCCACAGUGUUAAAGACUCGAAAGGAAUAAGUAUCAGGACCUAUAAAUCACUGGUGUUGCUACUGAACUGUCCAACGGCUAAGUUUGUAUAUCCCAAAGAUUCAAACGCUUAUGGAAGACCAAUAUGUGUUCCCCCAAGCAGAGAUGAAGUUGACUCAAGACUCUCCAAUUUGGACUUACCAAUUGUCAAAGUCUAUGGAGUAACCCCACUUACUUUGAAGAUAGAUACAAUUGUAAAUGGAAAGAAGAAGAAUGGCUUCUCCAUGGUGGUUAAUGACAACGAAGAAGAUAAACUCAAGGUAAAGAAGAGCAGUACGGAUCUUUCCUGGUUGCAAUCACAUUCCAUUUCGCGUAAUAUAAUUGAACAAGAAAUAUUGCAAAACCCUUCAGCGAUCAUUCCUGCGAAUGAAGGAGGCUCCCUUGAAUUCCAUUUAUCAGAAAUUGUCGAUUCUUUGGGACACCUGAUUCGCUAUAAUCCAUCGUCGAAAGACCUGGAAAUAUUUCAUUCACUUGAUCUUCGUGUGGAGCCUACUAUACUGAUGUUAGAAGCUCAGCCAGAUCAACCUUUGUUGAUAAACAGAACGAAGACGCUUCUGAUAGCACCGAGAUCGAAUUCAUUUAAGAAUUCUGACUUUCCAUUGUCUGUGAAUAUCGCUUAUGAACACCCAUCCAAGGACUCUCUCUUGGCUUACAACUUCACGAAAGUAUUUGUUGACAGUCUUGACUUGAAGAAAGGAUUCACUGUCGACAAAGAGGGGAUAUACACAGUGCUAGAAGGUAAAAGCAAAUUCUGCGAUUGUAAUAUUGAUCGCAGUAAAAAUAAAGUAAGCCUUACUUUAGCUCCGUUACCAGUAGUUGAUAUUAAAGCUGAACCUAUAGUUGACAAGUGUGUGGGUAUGACUGGGUAUAAUUUCGAAUUUGAAUUUAUCGGAGCACCACCAUUCCAGAUUCAAUAUCAAGUGUUUCAGAAACAAUCGAAUGGUGCAGUGAGAUUACUUCAAAAUGAAAAUGGAAUGGCAUCAAGAUAUAUUAAGUCUUAUAACUCCAAACAUGAUUUUAUGUACAAACCACCAAGAGAGGGUACAUACUUAGUCGUGUUUAAUAAACUUAAAGAUAUGAAUUACCAAAAAGACCCUGUUCAGUUAGAUGAAGCUACCCACACUUAUGAAACGUAUUUCAAACAAAGAUCUAGUGCAAGUUUAUCCUUGGGAGGCAGAAGAAGUUUGAACGGCUGUCUUAAUCAAGCUACUACCAUUCCUCUUCAAUUGCGGGGAAAUCCUCCUUUCUCAUUCGCCUAUAGUAUCAUUGAGAGGGAGUCGAAGAAGAAGUUAAUAGAUAGAAAGAUAGUGGAAAAUGUUGAGACAGAUGUCUUCGAAAUCCAGACUCCAGCUUUCGAAUUUGGAGGAGAGUUUCAAGUUAUUAUUUCAAAUUUGAAAGAUGGGUUAUCUUGUGACGUUGACUUUGACUACAAGAAAGAAAUAUUCACUAUCAAAACAAGAAAGGAUAUUCCUAAAGUUUCUUUUCCUGAGAAUUUGAAAAACAAGGAUAUAAAAUUAGUUGAAGGGGACUCUAUGAAAGUUGCACUUAGUCUUUCAUCUAGUACUGGCCGUACGAAUAAUGAUAAGUUAGUAUACAGUGUAACGAGCUUAGACAACCCAGAAGAUGUAAAAAAAUUUUCAUUGAGAGAUUUGGAUUCGUUUCAUAUUAGAGAAGAAGGAAUUUACUCAUUAGUUUCAUUCAGCAAUGGCGAUUGUAGUGGAGAAGUAUCAGCAGAAAAGGAAACAAUUAGGGUAUCUUUCUACUCAAGGCCCAGUCUUGAAAUCCAGGGAUUAAAUGAAAACGUACUUAAUAAAAUUGAUUCUUCAACUCAUUUGAAAUCAGCUUGCCAAAACUGUCAAAAUGAAAUAAUGCUAAACCUUAAAGGUGUUGCGCCAUUUGUUGUUGACUACGAGGUGACUUUACCAAGUGGGAAAAUUGAAUCCAGAACCAUGACAAUAGAAGAAAAUAGCCUCAAGAUAUUCUUGCCUACCAGUCAAAGUGGUAAGUAUAAGCAUAGCUUCAAGGCAAUUUACGACCAACUAUACACAAGAGAGAAGGUUCAUAAGUCAUCAGCUUCGAAGGGCGGAGUUUUGGCUUCAGUAAGAUAUGAUAUUCAUCCGUCUCCAGAUGUUUUGUUUAACAAGGAAAAGUUUAUUCAAAUUUGUGAAUCAAAUGUGAAUCAGGUUGGUGUCAUUACAGAAAUCCCAAUCAAAUUUGUUGGAAGUUAUCCAUUUAGGGCAAACGUUAGCUUAACCCACGAAUUAACAGGAGCAGUGGAUCACCUCAUUCUUGAAGGUAUCUCGGAACCGGUUUUGAAGAUUAGCGAGCUCCACGAAACUUUAUCAGUGGGGAACCAUAUUCUUACAUUCAAUGAGAUUGUAGAUAGUAAUGGAUGCGGUAGAACAGAGUUUUCUGAGUUGAAUAAUUUUGUCAUUGCCAUUACUGAAGUUCCAAAUAUUUCGAAGAGAAAGCACCUGAAUAGUACUUCUAAGAAGGAACAUUAUUGUGUUGGUGAUCACAUUAGCUACAAUAUGUCAGGGUUCCCACCUUUUACCGUGUACUAUGAAUUCAAUGAACACCAACAAAAGGCUGAACUUUCUCCUCCCAUUUUCCAAAGAUUGGCUUCCAAGGCCGGUAAUCUCUCAAUUACAGCGUUACUGGACUCUUCUGCAAACCAAUGUCUCGUGAACUUUACUUCUGAUAUCAGCAAAUUGGAAGAACUUAAAUUAAGAAUUUACGAUUUACCUUCAGUGGAGAUCAAUCAAGGUGAUUACAUCGUGGAAGAUAUCCAUGAGGGAGAUCAAACCGAGAUAGUGUUCUCAUUCGAAGGUGUACCUCCAUUUACUUUAACAUAUAUCAGAACCAUUGAAGUGAAAGGUAAAGGAAACACGGUGUACGACAAAGUAAUGGAAAAGAAGACGAUAAAGGAUAUUUGGGAUUACACCUACACUGUGAGAGCAAGUCUUGAAGGUACGUAUGAAGCCAUUGAACUUAGUGAUGCCUAUUGUGUAGCGCGCAAAGAUGGAAGAGACUAUUGA
Messenger RNA from Dujonia railenensis, 3990 nucleotides. The record is from the annotation of a GenBank genome assembly. Lineage: Eukaryota; Fungi; Ascomycota; Pichiomycetes; Serinales; Debaryomycetaceae.